AUGAUUUCGGCAAAGGUUUCCUUUGUGGUAAUUCUACUAGUGUGGUUCUCUGUCUCGUCUAUUUGUCAAUGUCCAGCGCGAGACUGUGAUGUCACGUUUUGGACAUUCUGGAGUCGGUGCACUUCAGACCAAUGUGGGCAGUUGGGAGCUCAAAGUCGAUCAAGAAUGAUAGUAACAAGGCCUACCUGUGGUGGAAGAGAAUGCCCUGAUAACCUUUUCGAAACUCGUCAGUGCUAUGGGGGAAAUCCAGUUGACUGUGAACUGAGCCAAUGGACACGUUGGAGCUCUUGCACAACUCCUUGUGGCGCAUCAGGAACACAGUCUAGCUCUCGUAACCGAGUUAUUACCGAGAAGUGUGGCGGUACAUGUUCGUCUUCUCUCACAAGAACAAGAUCCUGCUUACAGACCAGUUGUUUCAAUGGGGGAAGUGUACAAAAUGGAGCGUGUCGCUGUCGAGAUGGGUUUGCCGGAAAUUGUUGCCAAGAGGAAAUAUGUAAUGGCCCUUCGCCAGCAGUUGACUGUCAACUUAGUUCCUGGUCAGAGUGGAGCCAUUGUACGACAGAUUGUGGUGUAGGAGGAUUACAGACUAGAACUCGUCAGCGGACAAUUUACGAGAGGUGCGGAGGUUCAUGUUCUGGAGGGUCAGACUUAAAGAUGGAACGAUCCUGCCCUCGCAAGACUUGCUUUAAUGGAGGAAACUUAAUGGGUGGAGCGUGUAGUUGCAAGGAGGGAUAUACUGGUUAUUGCUGCGAGAAAAAUGAAGAUGAAGAAACAGACACAGGCUCAUUCUCAGUCACCCUUGGCGUGUCGCUGUCUGGUGGUUUUAGCCUCCUCUUCUUUUGCUUGUGCGGUUAUUGUUGUUAUCGUUGUUUUUGUAAGAACUGAGCCCGGGCCUUUAUUUCUCCGACGAAAUAAGUAAUGAAAUGCCACCAAAGACUACACCAAAGUGCAAACGCACUUUAGUGGUAAGCUGGUUAGGGAUCUCGAUCGGAUAAUUGUUCGAGUUCGCACGAGGCGUUAAUUUAUCUUCGCCUUAAAUCAGUUUAAACCACAUAACCUUUUGAGCUGCUUUUUAGUGUCGAAGCGUAGCUUUCACGUGGUACUCCGUAAUAUUUUUCUUUUAGGAUGCUUUGCUCUAAGUUCCA
Pocillopora verrucosa is the source of this 1145-nucleotide messenger RNA. The record is from RefSeq and is a predicted model, not a curated record. NCBI's taxonomy places the organism in Eukaryota, Metazoa, Cnidaria, Anthozoa, Scleractinia, Pocilloporidae.